This is a messenger RNA of Pseudophryne corroboree (corroboree frog), 1931 nucleotides long. Its product is annotated as E3 ubiquitin/ISG15 ligase TRIM25-like. The transcript has a single exon. Bases 10 to 1026 code for a protein of 338 amino acids. NCBI's taxonomy places the organism in Eukaryota, Metazoa, Chordata, Amphibia, Anura, Myobatrachidae. Gene Ontology annotation, molecular function: zinc ion binding. The record is from RefSeq and is a predicted model, not a curated record.
CUUCCAGCGAUGGCGUCUGCUGAUCUGAGACAGGAGCUGGACUGUUCCAUCUGCCUGAGCAUUUAUACAGAUCCUGUAACCCUGAGAUGUGGCCACAACUUCUGCCAGAUCUGUAUUGAUCGUGUGUUGGACACACAGGAGGGAUGGUCAGAAGCGUAUACUUGUCCUGAAUGCAGGGCAACGUUCAGAAGACGUCCUGUACUGCAGAGGAACAUAACUCUGUGUAACAUAGUGGGGAGUUUCCUGUCUACUCGGCCAGAUCAGGAGGAGACUGGGAUCUUCUGCACUUACUGCAUUCACUCUACUGUACCUGCCGCUAAAUCCUGUCUGCUGUGUGAGGCUUCUCUGUGUGAUAAUCACCUGAGAGUACACAGCAAGUCAGCAGAGCACGUCUUAUGUGAUCCCACCACUGCCCUGGGGAACAGGAAAUGCUCCGUCCAUAAGAAGGUCCUGGAGUAUUACUGCGCUGAGGAUGCUGCUUGUAUCUGUGUGUCCUGUAGGCUGGAUGGAGAACAUCAAGGACACCAUGUGGAGAUGCUGGAUGAGGCCUCUGAGAAGAAGAAGGAGAAGCUGAGAAAUGUUCUGCAGAAACUGACCACAAGGAUAAUGGAGACUGAUAAAAGAGUCCAGAGUCUGCAGGAGCGCAGGAGAGAAGAACAGGGAAAAGCAGCUGGUGUAACAGAGACAGUCACUGCCCUGUUUAGAGACAUCAGGAGACAGCUGGAAGACCUGGAGAAGAGAGUCCUGAGUGAGAUCUCCAGGCAGGAACGGCGCAUUUCACUCUCUAUCUCUGAUCUGUUCCAGCAGCUGGAAAUAAAGAAGGACGAGCUGUCCGGGAAGAUGCGUCACAUUGAGGAGCUGUGUAACAUGUCUGACCCGGUGACUGUCUUACAGGAACCAGACACAGGGGACUUGUGUGAUACUGAGGACACAGAGAGACAUGAUAACCAGGUCCGUGGUGCAGGAGAUCUGGAUGUGGGUCUCAUCUCAGGGACAUUACACACAUUGGCCCUCAUUCCGAGUUGAUCGCUAAGUUUUUCGGUCGCACAACAUAUUCGCAAAGUUGCGUUAAUGUAGUAAAUAUGCGAACCUCCGCCCCCAACGUAUUUUUGCACAUUCGUACGCAGUAUUACACAAAGUGGGCGUACGCCAAAUGACAUCGCAGUAAUGCGAAACCCUCGCAGCAUUGCGAAUCCAUCGCAAUAACACAUACUUAAUCGUAAAAAUACUAAGUUUUAGUAGAUUUACACAUUUUACCGUAAAAGUGCACACUUUUAAGGAAAAACGCACAAAAAUGUUUUUUUAAAGCUAUUAAGUGAAAUUACACCAUUCCUUUUAAAGUCAACAAGCCCUUUUCAAUAACGAAUCCAAUUAGUGUAAUGAUUGAUAAUGUUCCUAAACAAUUAAGUCUGCAAAAAAAACCAGAUUAACACUUUGUUGCCAUAAUUGCCCAUCAACAUGUAAAAGUGUAUAAUUUUUUUUUUCCCUUUGUUUGUUUUUAAAGGUGUUGUUUGUGAAUGAAGGUGUUUACAUGUUUCUUAACACAAUAAUCUCCUGUUUUUUUUGUUAAUAAUCUAACGUAAGAUGUGUGUAAUGUUUUUUGCAAACAAUUUCUGCCUGCCAAUCAGCUGAUCCUUUUUUGCAUUAAUAAACACAACACCCGGUUAACUUUAAUCAACUUUUUUUAUUUUAUUUUUUAAAAUAAAUCAGUUUUUUUUUCCAUAAAAUAAACAAAAUCAUGCAAAUUUUUGCAAAUUAUCAACACAAUGCAUUAAUCCUUGCAGGUGUUGGCGCAUGGUGUAAAGAAUGCCUCCAAAACUUGUAGGAUCUCCAACUGCAACAUCUGAAAUUAAGAUGCAACACAAACAUUAAUAACUUAAUUACAUUACUUAUUAUCCAAGCAAGGCGCAAAGCACACUUAAAUGCAGGCA